UGGAGGGAUAGAGGAGAGAGCUGGGUAUGUAACACGGGUCGUGGGCGGUUGAGAAGGCAUACAGGUCAGCUGAUGGGUCCCUCCUUCGCAGUGAAGGUCGCCACCAAAACGAACAAGAUCAAAGAUGCCGGAGCCCGAGGACAAAACCAUGCUCCCCGUCUACGUUCAUCAGACCUCUCGUCAUGCCGUCGUUCUCAUUCAGGUCGAAUGCAUCGAUCCACACUCCAUAAGCACAGAAAUCUCUUCGGAUCAGGCUUCCCUGCAGCUUUCCUUGCAGCAUAAGCCCAGGGGUAGUUCUCGAACAUGCACUGUCACCAUAUCAGCACGGCCAAUGCUUGACCCCAGUGGAUCCAUCGCGUCGAUCCAGGAUUGCAGCUGCUCAAUUUCAGCUGAGAAUAUCGUGCUCAGACUCACAAAAACCCGGAAAACAGAAUGGCAAGCACUGCGAAUCAUAUUCAAGUGUCAGGACACCGGCUUUUCCAAUCCAGCAGACAUAAACGACAGCGAUAAGACUAUAGAACACGGGGAUCAGCAAGAACAAACAGGACCGAUAAUAGCAAAGUUCGUCACAUCAUCCAACACGACCCAUCUUCAGAGUGCAAUUCGAACCAGCAAGUUAUGGGAUGCGCAAUCAGGGCGCGUAGGCAACAUUCAGGCGAAGAAGAUGGGAGGCGUGAAUGCUAUCCAGCUGACGGCAGAUCUGACCCCAAAUAGCGCUUCUGUAUCCCAGGAAUAAACAUUAACAGGGAAUUGUGCAUCCUUAAUAGCCAGGACAACAUUACUGUGUGACACUUGGAGCUGCGCGUCGUCGCUAUGCUGCUUGCCCGACUCUAUGUGUUAAAACUUGAACUAAGUACAAUUUCACUCAAGUACGGCAAUGUCUGUUCAAAACAUUGUAGAGAACGAUGUCGAACGCAAUCCCUUCUCUAGUAUCAUGCCAUUGUGCAUAAAGGUAGAGACAGUAAUGCGCUUCAGUAUGGCGGUGUAACUGUGCUCGGAGUAUUCAGGGCACUUGCAAGCACAAUAAAUUACAAAAUGCC
Messenger RNA from Gamsiella multidivaricata, 1040 nucleotides. RefSeq lists its product as uncharacterized. The record is from RefSeq and is a predicted model, not a curated record. The coding region runs from base 125 to 736 and encodes 203 amino acids. Lineage: Eukaryota; Fungi; Mortierellomycota; Mortierellomycetes; Mortierellales; Mortierellaceae. The transcript has a single exon.